Messenger RNA from Amborella trichopoda, 2655 nucleotides. NCBI's taxonomy places the organism in Eukaryota, Viridiplantae, Streptophyta, Magnoliopsida, Amborellales, Amborellaceae. The record is from RefSeq and is a predicted model, not a curated record.
CAUUUAAUCACCAUUGAUCCAAUCUAAAGCAUUAACAGACACGCAUUAAUCAUCCGCAGUUAAAAUCCACCCUUUUUAAAAAGAAAAGAGCCCAUCCCCCAUGACUGCAGCAUAUUUGAAUCUCAAAAAGCAAUUUCCAUUUAUUAAUAAAAGAAAUUUAGAUGAUAAUAAGAAAGAAAGAAGAAGCUUCUCUAUAAUUGUUUCCAUUCUCGAAAAAAAAAGAGAUGUCAUAUUGAUCCAGAUUUAUCUAUCCACAACUUAGUGGUCCUCCUGCUAUAAAUUGGCCACACAGAAAGAGAACCUGUAUUAUACACAUCAUCUAUUUAAAUCCUUGCCGUUCUUCUUUCUGACACAGUAGUUCCAACCAUGGCGGCAGCAUUCUCAGGACCUUCCCUAACUUCUCUGUUUUGCUUCUUUUUCUUUACCCUCUCUCUCUCUCUCUCUCAUGUGAUGUUAAGCUAGGAAAGAGGUCUAUGUCAAUUGCUUCGAUUAGACAAGAAAAUAGUCAUGGCUGUAGCUCAAUCAAGGUCUUUUCGCACCUUGAGAGAUCAACCGACAAUUUUCUCAUUGCAAACCAACAAUGACGAGAUUCAGAAACAAAUUCAUUGAUUUCACCAAUUGGGUUUCCUCAUGUAGCAGUCAAGAAUCAUAAACUAUAUGACGGAGGAGGAGAGGAGGUUCGAGGCAGAAAUUGCUGAGGUGCAGGCAUGGUGGAGCACUGAGAGGUUCCGGCUGACCCGCCGCCCUUACACUGCAAGAGAGGUUGUGGCAUUGCGAGGGAGCCUGAGACAGACCUAUGUAUCAAAUGAGCUCGCCAAGAAGCUUUGGCAAACUCUAAAAACCCACCAAGCAAACAAGACAGCCUCGAGGACCUUCGGUGCCCUAGACCCAGUCCAAGUAACCAUGAUGGCCAAGUACCUGGACACUGUGUACGUGUCUGGGUGGCAGUGCUCUUCCACCCACACCUCAACCAAUGAGCCUGGCCCCGACUUAGCUGACUACCCCUAUGAUACCGUCCCCAACAAAGUUGAACACCUCUUCUUCGCUCAACUAUAUCAUGAUAGGAAGCAAAGGGAGGCUCGUAUGAACAUGAACAAAGAAGAGAGGGCUAGGACCCCUUACAUAGAUUACUUGAAGCCUAUGAUAGCAGAUGGAGAUACUGGGUUUGGUGGGGCCACCGCCACGGUGAAGCUUUGCAAGCUCUUCGUGGAGAGGGGCGCAGGUGGGGUCCACCUUGAGGACCAAGCAUCUGUGACCAAAAAAUGUGGCCACAUGGCAGGGAAGGUGUUGGUCUCAGUAGGAGAGCACAUAAAUAGGCUUGUGGCUGCCAGGCUCCAGUUCGACAUAAUGGGGGUUGAAACUGUGCUCGUGGCUCGCACUGAUGCAGUGGCUGCCAACCUCAUCCAAACGAACAUGGACUCAAGGGAUCACCAGUUCAUAUUGGGGGUCACAAACCCUGAUCUUAUGGGGAAGGCCUUGGCCACUCUCCUUGCAGAGGCCAUGGCUGCCGGGAAAACUGGCUUGGAGCUACAAAUCAUAGAAGACGAGUGGUUAGCUAAGGCCAGCCUCAUGACUUUCUCUGAAUGUGUCAUGAAUGUGAUAAACAGGUUGAAUAUUGGAGAGGAAGAAAGGAGAAGGAGAUUGAAUGAGUGGGAGAGGGCCUCGGGCUACAAUAACUGCCUCUCUAACGAGAAGGCUCGAGAGAUAGCGGAGGGGUUGGGGUUGACAGACCUGUUCUGGGACUGGGAUUUGCCAAGGACCCGAGAAGGAUUUUACAGGUUCAAGGGCUCAGUUAUGGCGGCUGUAGUUAGGGGAUGGGCCUUUGCCCCUCAUGCUGACCUCAUAUGGAUGGAGACCUCAAGCCCUGACUUGGUUGAGUGCACCAAGUUUUCACAAGGGAUUAAGUCGUUGCACCCAGAAAUAAUGCUUGCUUAUAACCUCUCUCCUUCUUUCAAUUGGGAUGCAUCAGGGAUGACUGACGCACAGAUGAGGGAUUUCAUACCACAGAUUGCGAAGUUGGGCUACUGUUGGCAGUUCAUAACUCUUGCUGGGUUCCAUGCAAAUGCCCUAGUCAUUGACACUUUUGCCAAGGAUUUCGCAAGGAGGGGGAUGCGUGCUUAUGUGGAAAGGAUUCAGAGGGAGGAGAGAAACAAUGGGGUUGAUACACUUGCGCAUCAGAAGUGGUCUGGUGCUAAUUAUUAUGACACGGUGCUCAAGACAGUUCAAGGUGGUAUUUCCGCAACUGCAGCCAUGGGCAAAGGGGUAACUGAAGAGCAGUUCAAAGAAACGGGGACUAAUAAUGGAGCCAUUUACAUUAACGGAAGUGGAGAAGUAACUAAUAACGGAGCCAUUUACAUGAAUGGAUGUGGAGAAGUGAUUGCCUAAUCAAGAAGAUAGCAAGACUGCUACAAUCAAGAUAUUAGAGCCCUGUUUAGUUUCAUGUGUUUUAUCAGUGUGGUAGACGUUUAUAUUCCUGUCAAAAGAGUGGAGAAGUGCUUGCCUAGUCAAGAAGGUAGCAAGAUUGCUACAACCAAGACAUUAGAGCCUUGGUUUAGUUUCAUGUGUUUGAUUAAUGUGUGGCAGACAUUUAUAUUCCGUUCUAAAAGCAACUUACUAGAAUAUAUUAGUAAAUAAUUCCCAUUUGGGAUUCCACUC